AUGUUAUUAUACAUUUGGUUGAUAUUACCUUCAUUAAUAUAUUGCCUACCGCCGGACCCAUUUCUGGAUUCAGAAUUUUUAAAGGAUCCAGGUGUGUCUCGACAGUUGAACAAAUUACCUCCCCUAUUGUCGCCGGACCAACUUACAGAUGAAACGAGAAGUCUUUCAAAACAUUUAGAAAAGGUCCCACAAUAUAUAAUAGAUAACUGUCCGAUGGUACAUCUUUAUAGCGAAGAAAGAUACUGGCCUUCGGAUAUUACAGAUUUUAUCAAAUAUUUUCAUUUGGCGGAUAAAGAUGACAACAUAUUUGAAUUUGAAGAUGGUCGUACGAAUUUAACCACAUUACAAGAUCUUCAACAGACGUAUGAUAUAGGAGAUAAUAGUAAAGGUUCACGAACCAUUGAUAGUGCUGAUCUCUAUAUGACUACUAAUGAGGAUUUCUCAAGAAACCCAGAUUGGUUAAUAGGUCAUCGUCCUGAAUAUGGUACAGGUUUAGUAAAAAAGGGGCCAGCAGUUCUCCUAGUAUCUGAUAAAGGUAAUGGUUGGGUAGAUGCUUUUUGGUUCUAUUUCUAUCCUUUUAACUGGGGACCAUAUAUUAUGGGUUAUGGACCAUGGGGUAAUCAUAUAGGUGAUUGGGAACAUUCGUUAGUACGUUUCCAUAUGGGUGAACCGAAAUUUCUCUGGAUGAGUGCACAUUCUGGAGGUACAGCUUAUCAAUUUGAUGCUAUUGAAAAAGUGAAGAAAUUAAAAAGAGUUGAUGGUAAGAUUCAAAAUGAGAUCAUAAAUCGUCCUUUAAUAUUUAGUGCAAGAGGGACACAUGCUAAUUAUGCAUCCGUUGGGCAAUAUUCUCACGAUGUUCCAUUUUUCUUCAUGCCUUUAAGUGAUUUUACAGAUAGAGGACCAAUGUGGGAUCCCGUAAUGAAUUUCUACGCAUAUCAAAUAAUUGGAGACGCUGUCAGACCGAUGAGUGAACGGGAAGAAAAGUUGGGAACAAGUUGGUUAUCCUUUGCUGGUACAUGGGGUGAUAAGCAAUUACCAAGUAACGAUCCUCGUCAAAAAUGGUGUCCUGUUCAAUGGCGGUAUAUCGAUGGUCCACUAGGUCCAUUAUUUAAGAAUUUAGAGAGAACGUCGCUUUGUGAAAGUUUCAAAGCGUGGAAUGUGUGGCAUGGAUGUCCACCUAGAAGAUGGAUCAAGAAAGGGGAAGGUCUGGAUGCAGAAAAGAAUGAUCUUGUAGGCGAUAACUGUGGGGUAUUACUAUAUAAUAUACGACCUAAGUGGUUACGUGGGGUAAUGCGGUUCCUGAUGUGGAGAGGAACGGUUUGCUUCUUUAUGGACUAUUUUACAGGUUGA
Maudiozyma barnettii is the source of this 1350-nucleotide messenger RNA. RefSeq names its product Vps62p (gene VPS62). Lineage: Eukaryota; Fungi; Ascomycota; Saccharomycetes; Saccharomycetales; Saccharomycetaceae. The record is from RefSeq and is a predicted model, not a curated record. The transcript has a single exon. The coding region runs from base 1 to 1350 and encodes 449 amino acids.